Messenger RNA from Penaeus vannamei (Pacific white shrimp), 1334 nucleotides. NCBI's taxonomy places the organism in Eukaryota, Metazoa, Arthropoda, Malacostraca, Decapoda, Penaeidae. The record is from RefSeq and is a predicted model, not a curated record.
CGGCCUCCCCCAGCGAGUGACCAGUCGCUCCCGGGAGUUGUCUCUGCUUACAACUAUCCCAUUUUCUAACAGAUGUGAAAAUGGAUGUCGAGGCGUCGGAAGCCCCAACAAAGUUCACCGUCGUGGACUACGUGGUGUUCGCCCUCAUGCUGGUGGUGUCCGUGGGCAUCGGCGUGUACAGCUCCCUGAGGGGCAAAGGGGCGUCCUCCACCCAGGCCUUCCUGCUGGGGGGCCGAGACAUGUCCCUCGCGCCCGUGGCCUUUUCUCUGACGGGGGGCGUCAUUUCGGCCAUUUCCAUUCUGGGGCUGCCAACGGAGCUGUACUUGUACGGGACGCAGCUGGUCAUGAACAUCUUCGGCGCCGUCGUCGGCGUGCUGGUGGUCAGGAACGUCAUCCUUCCCAUCGUCUACCCGCUCAGGCUCGUCUCCAUUUACCAGUAUAUCGAAAUAAGGUUCAACUCCAGAGCCCUCAGGAAGUUCGCGACGGCGUGCCAGUUGCUCUCGUCAUGCUUCUACGUCGGCCUGUGUCUGUACGCGCCCUCCCUCGCGCUCUCCUCCGUCACGAACCUCCCCACCUGGGCCUCCGUCAUCAUCAUGGGCAGCAUCUGCACCUUCUACAUCACUAUUGGGGGCGUGAAAGCGGUGGUCUACACCGACGUGAUCCAGACUCUCGUCAUGUUCUUUGGCGUGCUGGCCGUUGUCAUCGUCGUCUGCAGGAACAUGGGCGGAAUAGAGGAAGUUUGGGAAGUCGCCGGCCAAGGAGGACGGCUAGAAUUUUUCAAUUUGGACCCCAGCCCAUUCACCCGUCACACCCUCUGGUCCACGCUGGUGAUGGGCGUGUUCAUGGUGUUUAGUUUCUUGGGUGUGAGCCAGCCUCAGUAUCAGCGCUUCGCUUCCGUCCCCACCCUCGCCCAGGCUCAGCUACUGUCCUUACUGUUCCUCUUGGGAAUGAGUCUCCUGUGGGGAGUCUUCUACACCUCCGGCCUCGUCGCCUACGCUCUCUACAAGGACUGCGACCCUCUGACUUCCGGAAAGAUUGAGAAGCCGGACCAAAUUAUCCCUUACAUGGUGACUGAUAAGCUCAACCACCUGACGGGGAUGCCCGGGCUCUUCGUGGCGGCCGUGUACGGCGGCGUGCUCAGCUCCCUGUCCUCGCAGGGCAACGCCAUCGCCUGCGUCGUGUGGGAGGACUUCCUCAAGGAGAGACCCUACUUCCGCGACAUCAGCGACCGCAGCGCCACCAACGUCAUCAAGUUCCUGUAUUCCUCUAGACCAAGGGACUUCGUUUCAUUGCUAAAUGCAUGCCACGUCCACGAUUUCCAAAGACUCGCAUAG